AUGGAUUUGAAGGGCGUGAGAAUGCAGAUCCUUCAUGGGCCUUUGGUCCGGCGUGUGUUUUUCCGGGCAUUCUUUAUCGCCACGGCUAUGUCGAUCAUACCGUUGAUCCACAUUUUGUCCGGGACCUACAUGACAAUGUUCACUUUUGUGAACCCCGGCGACUGCGCCGCCGAAUUGGGCCACGUCGCCCCUAUCGAAGUGACCGCGGGGAAGUUUAAUUUCCAGAGUCCGUUCUUCGUGCCCUUCUGGAAAUCUAAUGGUUCGGAGCAGUGCAAGCGGGAUGUGAAUUUGACCGUCAGUGUGGUCAGAGAGCUCAUGGGUCAGAAGCUAUUGAAAUACGGUACAAGAGCUCUCUGUGUCGGAGAAGGGUCUGCCUCGGCUGGGCUGGCAUUGCAAGAUUUGGGAUUUCCCGAUGCUCGUGGUGUUUACAAACACCGGUUCUUCUCGCUCAAGCACAAACAGUUUGUGUAUGAAAUUGACUAUGAGGACAAGUCCUUUGAUUUUGUGCUUUCCAGGGAUCUCGAUAAGGUUUCUGUCCCUGCGCUUCUUGUGCUUGAGAUCGAGCGUGUUCUUAGCCCCGGUGGAAUUGGGGCUAUGCUUGUGGGUAGCAGUGUUUCCUCCCCGAAUAGCUUGAUUAGGUCUGCUACCCCAAUUUCUUCACUGCUGAAAAGUUCCAGUGUUGUGCACGUUAAUUACGUCAAUAACUUCACACUGGUUGUGUUCAAGAAAAAUUAUGACAAUGCCGGGCUCUUUAAGCAGUAUCACCUUCCGGCUGACUGCCCAUCCCUCACAAACAAUCGACCUUUCAUUGGGAUAAUGGAGCCUCUGGUGAAGGAAAAACCAGUGGAGUAUGGAAAGAGGUUUGCAUACUUACCUAAUUUUGUUGAUGUUUCCUCAAAGAGGCGGUUGGUCUAUAUUGAUAUUGGGGCAGCAGCGCAUCUGAACGCAAAUGUUACAAAUUGGUUCCUGCCUUCUUAUCCCAUCGAACGCAAAGAUUUCAAUGUUUAUUUUGUUGACCAUAACACUUCUGUUCUGUUAUCCUACGUCAAAAAGCCCGGAAUCACCUUUGUUUAUCAUCCAGGGCUGGCCGGAAUCAAUCCGCAAGUCAAUGUUCCAAAUGAUGGGAUCACAGAUCCAUAUGUCGGAGAUGAAGGGUUUGAUUUCCUCGUUUGGUUCAAAGAAACUGUGGGGUUUGCAGAUUUCGUGGUGCUCAAGAUGAAUGCAGGCAAUGUAGAACUGAAGUUCCUCACGGAACUGUUUGAAAGUGGAGCCAUAUGCUUUGUGGACGAGCUGUUUCUUCACUGCUCAGGCCAAGUAGAUGCUGGAGGUGAAAUGCCGGUGGACUGCAUGGACAUCUUUGGAAGCCUCCGUAGCAGUGGUGUGUUUGUCCAUCAGUGGUGGGGGGACGGCAACCCCGGUGAUGUUCUCCUAUCUGUCGGUUGA
This is a messenger RNA of Pyrus x bretschneideri (Chinese white pear), 1443 nucleotides long. RefSeq lists its product as uncharacterized. Bases 1 to 1443 code for a protein of 480 amino acids. Gene Ontology annotation, molecular function: S-adenosylmethionine-dependent methyltransferase activity. The transcript has a single exon. The record is from RefSeq and is a predicted model, not a curated record. Lineage: Eukaryota; Viridiplantae; Streptophyta; Magnoliopsida; Rosales; Rosaceae.